Molecule: messenger RNA, 579 nt
Organism: Eurypyga helias (sunbittern)
Lineage: Eukaryota; Metazoa; Chordata; Aves; Eurypygiformes; Eurypygidae
Product: dual specificity protein phosphatase 13 isoform A-like
Exons: 3
Coding region: 1-579 (192 amino acids)
Biological process (GO): negative regulation of MAPK cascade; protein dephosphorylation
Cellular component (GO): cytoplasm
Molecular function (GO): MAP kinase phosphatase activity; protein tyrosine/serine/threonine phosphatase activity
Source: RefSeq, a predicted model, not a curated record
AUGUCUGAGGCAGAGGCGCAGGGCCCCCAGCGAUCCGAAGGCACUGGGGCAUGCACAGUGGACGUUCCCUCCCUUAAAGAAAUCGAGCAGCUCCUGAACACUGGUCGACCUUCUUGCAACCACGUUGAUGAAGUAUGGCCUAAUCUCUUCUUAGGAGACCUAGUAACAGCUCACAACAGAUUUGUUUUGUGGAAGAUGGGUGUGACCCAUGUUUUAAAUGCUGCCCACGGCACAGUGUACAGCCACGGAGGCCAGGACUUUUAUGGAGCAACCAUUGAUUACUAUGGUGUACCAGCCCAUGACCUCCCAAGCUUUGAUAUAAGCCAGUUCUUUUUCUCUGCGGCACAGUUUAUCCACAACGCUUUGAACACGCCAGGAGCUAAGAUUCUGGUACACUGUGCAGUUGGAGUAAGCAGGUCAGCUUCCCUAGUCCUAGCAUAUCUCAUGAUAAAUCAUCACCUCUCCUUGGUUGAAGCCAUCAAAACAGUGAAGGAACAUCGAUGGAUUUCACCCAAUCGUGGCUUUCUGAAACACCUGCGAAAUUUGGAUGUUGAGCUACGGCAAAAGAAGGACUGCUGA